GCCGUUACACCUGAGAGGAGCAAACCGUUCAAGAUGGUGAAACAGUUCUCAGGAAAGAGCUAUGCGCUCGACGCGGCCAGCUUGGAGAACAUGGAGGCGUUCCUCGACGCCAGCGGAGUGACAGACCCCACACACCGCCAGCUGGCUCUGUCAGGCAAGGACACCCUGACACUGACACUGGAGGGUGACAAGGUGACGGAUGUGACCCAACUGGGCGACUACAAGCACGUGCUGACAUACCGCUUGGGGGAGGAGUUUGUGGAGGACACGGCCAGCCGCAAGAGGAAGAGCACCGUCACGCAAAGGGGAGCCGACACGCUGGUCAAGGUCGAGAAGUACGAGGAUGGAAAGACCGUCACCAUAGAGAAGACCUUCAGUGCCGACAAGAUGGUCGUGACCCUCACUAUCGGCAACAUCACAGCAAAAAGGAUCUACAAGGCAGUUUGAACUCUGUUUUUGAAAAUACAGUGUAUUUACUGUGUACAGUGAAAAACUUUCAUCGGAAAGAUCUCCUGACUGUACCCCAU
Molecule: messenger RNA, 527 nt
Organism: Schistocerca nitens (vagrant locust)
Lineage: Eukaryota; Metazoa; Arthropoda; Insecta; Orthoptera; Acrididae
Product: fatty acid-binding protein, muscle-like
Exons: 3
Coding region: 34-447 (137 amino acids)
Biological process (GO): fatty acid transport
Cellular component (GO): cytosol; nucleus
Molecular function (GO): fatty acid binding
Source: RefSeq, a predicted model, not a curated record